AUGAACAACUUCCAGUCUUCUUUUGAGCCUAACACAUUGAGAGCUAAUGAAACAAUUGCAAAUCUUAGCUCGUCUCUUAAGGCUGAAAGAACAAAACUACAAGAAGUCCGAACUGGAAUCACCACUGAUCACGAAGUGUUCAAAUCAUCCAUUUCUUCUCAACUCUCUAAACUUCAGGAUGAUCUCGCCAUGGAAAGCAAGAUAAUGGACUCCCUUUCCAUUAAAACUAAAAAAGUUAAAGUUCUCACUGUUAACCUUGAACAUGUUGAGAAAGAUAUUCAGGAUCUGAUCGCCGAGAAGGCAAUAAUGAAAAGUUGUAUAUCUGAUGUUAAUGGUUUCAUCUCAGACAUUAUCAAGACCAAGGAUCCAAUGAUAACAAUUACUGUUCUGAAGCAUCUUGCUGAAAAGCUAAGACCUAUGUUUGCUAUGUUACUCCACUUGGAGGGUAUUCCGGAACCUUCUGUUAUUCCAAAACAAAGGGGAGAUCAACCGAAAAAGCCUUCAACAACUUCGUUGAAAAAGCCUCCAACAACUUCAAUCAAGCCAAGCAUUAAGAGCAAAUCUAAGGCAAAAGGCAAAGACAAGCUUUUUUAUGAGGAGCCAAUAGUUGAUAACGGCGAUGAAGAAGAGCUUGAUGAAGAAGAACUCAAAAGUGUUGUGAAUUUUCUCGUCUCUGAUAAUGAUGGUGAUCAACUUCAUUUCCAAUUCUAUCUUAAGCACAUGAGGAUGCAAUACGAAACUUGGAGUGCCAGCAAAAUCAUGGCAGUGAAGUACGAACCUGUCAUCCAUCACCUUAAGCUUAUUAUCAUUUCAUAUAUCCAAGAGGUGGGCAUCGUGGAUGUAGAGAUAGCUAUAGUGUUACGAAAAAAGCAUACUACAGUUCCUAAGGAAGCUCUUGAGGGGUUUGAAAAGUUGAAGAUUAGAAAACUCUACAAGGAAAUCUGGUAUGUUGUCUUUCAAGCGAGGGAUAAGAAUGAUGCUAACUAUCACAAAACGUGUUUCUUCCUCCCAGAAAAACACUUAUACACCACAUCUUGUAUUGAUUUCAUCUUGGAUCUUAUCAACAAAUACAAGAGAAACAGUGAAGGUGAUAAGAAAUACUUCUCAGACAUGAUUCGUUGGUAUGUCCAGGUUCAUAAAGCAUUGUUGAGCAUAAUGUCGAAGGUUUUUGAAGUACAAAAGCGAAUCCAGAAUUCGUGUUCGCAUUCCUCAAAUGACGCAAAGGGGGAGAUUGUUGGGUAUUAG
Molecule: messenger RNA, 1245 nt
Organism: Lactuca saligna
Lineage: Eukaryota; Viridiplantae; Streptophyta; Magnoliopsida; Asterales; Asteraceae
Source: the annotation of a GenBank genome assembly